This is a messenger RNA of Rhincodon typus (whale shark), 2026 nucleotides long. RefSeq names its product olfactomedin 2a (gene olfm2a). Gene Ontology annotation, biological process: signal transduction. The record is from RefSeq and is a predicted model, not a curated record. Bases 323 to 1768 code for a protein of 481 amino acids. Lineage: Eukaryota; Metazoa; Chordata; Chondrichthyes; Orectolobiformes; Rhincodontidae. The transcript has 6 exons.
CUCAAGCUGACGUCAGGGUCUGUCUAUCUGUGUGGGUGUGUGUAUGUGUGUGAGAGAGAGAGAUGUGUGGUGUGGUUUUGAGGGCUGAUUUUGUUUAGACAGGAAUGCAGGAAAUCCGAAGGGUUUGAGAUUGAUGUGACGGAUCUGCUAGUCUCCACUAUACACACAAACACACACAAAGCCAGACACAGACACUCGCACAGACAGAGGGGCCACACUGGCGAGUGUUGUGUGUGUGGGUGUGCGUGUGCGCGCGCGUCUGUGUCUGAGCGAUAGAGUCCAGUAGCAAAGGCGGAAGGGCUGGAAUGAAGGAGAGUUCAACAUGAGUGUGCCUCUGCUGAAGAUCGGAGCUGUUCUCAGCACGAUGGCUAUGGUAACGAACUGGAUGUCGCAGACUUUACCCACCCUGGUGGGACUGAACGGCACCAAACUCAGUUCAUCAAGGAACACCCAAAAAAUAACUCUUUUCCCAAGUCCCGAGGAAGGCUGGGAAAUCUACAGUUCCGCCCAGGAUCCAGAUGGGAAGUGCGUCUGUGCAGUAGUGGCCCAGCGGAGUAUGUGCUCGCGGGAUGCACGCAGUAAGCAACUCCGACAGCUGCUGGAGAAGGUUCAGAACAUCUCACAGUCAAUCGAGGUCCUGGAUCUACGCACCUAUCGUGAUCUCCAGUAUGUUCGGAACACAGAAUCACUGAUGAAGGUUCUCAACGCCAGGUUGAAAGUCGUAUCAGAGAGCCAAACAAACCUGUUGAACAGAAAUUUCCAGGAACUAAAGGAGAAGAUGAAUGAAUUGUUGCCACUGAUACCAGUCCUCGAUCAAUACAAAUCGGAUGCCAGAUUGAUUCUAAAGUUAAAGGAAGAAGUUCGGAACCUCUCGGUGGUCCUGCUGGGAAUCCAGGAAGAAAUGGGUGCCUAUGACUAUGAGGAACUACAGCACCGAGUCAUGCUUCUUGAGCAGAGACUCCAUGCCUGUAUGCAGAAACUGGGCUGUGGGAAGCUAACGGGGAUCAGCAACCCAUUCACUGUCCGGGCUUCGGGCUCCCGCUUUGGGGCAUGGAUGACCGACACUCUGGCGUCGAGCACAGAGAAUCGGUUGUGGUACAUGGACGGCUACCUGAACGGUCGGACGGUGCGCGAGUUCCGCUCCUUCAACGACUUCGUCAAGGGGGAGAAGUUCGUCAUCUACCGCCUGCCUCACCCUUGGGCGGGAACGGGUCACGUGGUCUUCAACGGCUCGCUGUACUACAACAAGUACCAGAGCAACAUCGUCAUCAGGUACCACUUCCGGUCGCGCAGCAUCCUGGUCCAGCGGAGCCUGGACGGGGCGGGCUACAACAACACCUACCCCUACUCGUGGGGAGGCUUCUCCGACAUAGACCUGAUGGUGGACGAGAGCGGCCUGUGGGCCGUCUACACCACCAACCAGAACGCGGGCAACAUCGUCAUCAGCCGGCUGGACUCCCAGACGCUGGAGAUCCUCCAGAGCUGGGACACGGGCUAUCCCAAGCGCAGCGCCGGUGAGUCCUUUGUGAUCUGCGGCACUCUGUACGUGACAAACUCCCACCUCGCCGGCGCCAAGAUUUACUUUGCCUAUUACACCAACACAUCAAGCUACGAGUACACUGAUAUCCCAUUCCACAACCAGUACUCACACAUAUCCAUGCUGGACUACAACCCGAGAGAUCGAGUUCUUUAUACCUGGAAUAAUGGUCACCAGGUUCUCUACAAUGUCACCCUUUUCCACGUCGUAAAGACGUCGGGCGAGUUGUAAUGUUGUGACAGGACACUCCUUUUUACAUUUAAACAUACUGAUACUUAAAGGGGAAAAAAAAAACAAGACUGUUCAGUGUGAGUGCGCAUGUUUUUUUUUGUGUUACCAAACAAUAAAGUUUAACUUUGAAAUGGACAAAUUAGUUGGUGUCUUACGGAUGACCUCAGUUCAAGGGCCCAGCCAAUUUUAAAAGCCUGAUUGAAACAAGCAGAGAAUGCUCAAGAGACUCAGCAGGUCUGGCAACACACAUGAAGGAGA